UGGCCGCCGGUCAGUCGGUAUCGAGCCGUCGCGCCGAGCGGAGCUCCUACGCUGACUCGCGGCGCGCGUAGGCACGGCGACGGUUCGAUUCCGCUCCGCUCCGCUCCGCUCCCGCUACGCUCCGUCCGCUCCGGCGGUGGUGGACCCCAGGGCACCCUCCGGAUAUAUCUGGCGGGCACGCGCGCGUCGGCGCCUAUCUUCUCUCACCUCCGAUGGGUCCCCUGGAGUACCGUCUCCCCGUCACCGUCGCCAUCGUCAUCGUCGUCGCUGUCAAUUCCGCCUGUCUCGCCCCGCGCGUUCAUCGGGGGAUUCUCCAGGUGGCCAACCGGUAAUCGCCGAGCCAAGAUUAGCGAGGAGAUCGGAGGGAAAAGUUAACUUGUAAGAGCGUGCGAGUUGAAAGAGAAAUUGUAAACAUGGACACUGGAUCUACACAGGGUAAAAAGCAAAUCCGCGUCGGAUUUUACGAUAUCGAGGGAACGAUCGGCAAGGGUAACUUUGCCGUUGUAAAGCUGGCCAGACAUCGAAUCACGAAAACGGAGGUGGCUAUCAAGAUAAUCGACAAAACCCAAUUAGAUCCUACUAAUCUAGAGAAAGUUUAUAGAGAGGUCGAAAUUAUGAAGCAGCUGGAGCACCCGCAUAUCGUCAAAUUAUAUCAAGUUAUGGAAACGAAGAACAUGAUUUACAUGGUGUGCGAAUACGCGAGCAAAGGUGAGAUAUUCGACUACAUUGCGCGAUACGGAAGAAUGGGAGAGCCCAGGGCACGUGCGACAUUCGCUCAGAUACUCUCCGCGGUCGAGUAUUGUCAUGUGACGGGUGUGGCACAUCGUGAUCUGAAAGCGGAAAACCUGCUCCUCGACGCCCAGAUGAACGUGAAAAUUGCCGAUUUCGGCUUCAGUAACAGAUUCGCCCCGGGGGAACGAUUGAGCACGUGGUGCGGUAGCCCUCCCUACGCUGCUCCCGAAGUCUUUCGUGGGAAGCAUUACGCCGGACCGGAAAUCGACGUAUGGAGCCUGGGCGUUGUGUUGUACGUGUUAGUGUGCGGAGCACUGCCCUUCGAUGGAUCAACUCUUCAGUCAUUAAGAGAUCGUGUGCUAAGCGGCAGAUUUAGAAUUCCUUACUUUAUGAGCACAGAUUGCGAAAGCCUAAUACGCAAGAUGUUAGUGCUGGAGCCUUCCAAACGAUACACCAUUCCACAAAUCAAGAGGCACCGUUGGAUGGCAGGGACAGCAGAUAGCAUUUGUUCAGUGAUCGUAACGCGGCCAUCGUCAUCCAUUCAGGAACCAAAUGAGCAAAUACUUCGACUCAUGCACAGCUUAGGAAUAGACAUUAGUCGCACUAGAGAGUCUUUACGAAAUAGCAGCUACGACCAUCACGCUGCUAUUUAUUUCUUACUGCUGGAAAGGUUGAAGCAACAUCGCGUCAGUAGCACCAUUAAUAAUGCCUGCUGGUCCUCAGUUGCAAGAACAAAAGAAGAUAAAUUUAAAUCAAGAGCAAGAGAAGAUGGCAGCAGAGGGGGAAAGAGAUUUAGCUCGACGAGUUCUUCGACCGAUGAAGGUUGUUGCAGCGCGGAAGGUGAUUUAGAAGAAGGCCCAAGCGGAGACGAGUUGCGCGAGGCGCAAAUCAAAUUGGAAGAGCAUAGAUUAGGCCUAGAUCACGAUAUCAGUCAACGAAUUGACAGUCAGAUAGUCAAUCGAAGAUUAAGUGAUUAUCAACAUCAUUUUGAUAACCCGCUUAUGGAUCCUAUUGAUCCACCCAGUCGAACGACUUUGUUUAUGGCGGGCGGUACCGGUAGCUCGUCGUCGGAACUCUUCGAGUCCAGCUUCGAUUCUGGCUGCCCGCCAGAUUAUACAGGGGCGAAUUGUUUCACGAGCAGUUUACCAUCUUGCACGCCACCGCCACCCAAGAGUCCAUCCCCUAUCACUGGUCGAAUAUCUCGAGUCUCUCAGGGACGAAGAGCGUCCGAUGGUGGACCUAGAUUACUAUUCUGUCAGCAAGGUGUCGGCGAUAGGCCAUCCAAGCAGAGAAGUAUUCAAGAUUCGGGAAAAGCUCGAGGCCACCUGGAUCUAGUCCAUCUCAGACCACCGUCCACACCGCCCGAUAAUCAACAGCAAUUUAAGAUACGCGGCGACUCGGGCACGCAACUGCAGCUUUUAGUGCAGCAACGUAUGCUGCAGCAAAAGCGUAACUUGUAUCAUCGACACAGGGGCGGCGGUAGCCCGACUCCGAUCCCAGUUUCCACCAGUGGCGGCACUAGUAGACGUGCCGAUCACGUACCGAGGCAAGACAGCUACAAGCUGGCACAACGUACACAGAUUUUGCCGCCUCUCUCUCAGGGACACGUAGACCGAGACUUCGACAGAGAUAGAAAGCGAGACGAGGAAAGGUGGAAGAGUCUACCGUCCCGCUUGGCAGCGGAUUGCCAGUUGGCGGAGAGGUCGCUAAUAUGGAGCCAGCAGGUGGGUCUUAGUGGAGGUGCGUCUUACUUGCCACCUGGCAGUGUAGGUGGUUUCUUGUGGCCCGCCACCAGCAAUCCACAUUCAACCAUCUUCGAGAAUGUAGGGGAUCCAAUGGAAUAAAUUUCUGCCCUAUCGUUAUAUUAGUAAUUGCCUCGAGAUCUUGCGUAUGAAAAGUCAGCUGAAUUAUUAUAUCAACUCUGUCAGCAGUGUUCCCUCCCUAGUCUUUCCACGUUGACUUUUAUUAACAUAGUUGCAUAUCAUUUUGCAUCUGAUAGAGAAACGCUAAGAUAUACGAAGGAUUUAAUGACGUUCACUCAUCUACGAUUACAUACUCAAGAUCUCCGAUUAGUUGUAUGGUACAUGUUACUGAAUGCCAAAGAUUUACAAUUUUGUAUUUCUAUUGGCCCGAAACGUUGGUACUCGAGGAUUUGAUGAAGCGCUAAAAGCUGCGUACAAUAUUCCAUACAAAUCGUUCGCUAAUGUACUACUUCACAAAGUUAUACUUGACGCUAUUGUACGUCUGCAUGAGUACACCCAGACUACGUAUACAUGACUAAAAAAAAAGUUCUCAUGCAAAGGAAUCUUUAUCAUACAGUAACACGUGUACCUGCCUUAUUAAAAUGACUGAUUCUACCAGUCAAAUAUCCAAUUAUAUCAUAGACUGAUAAUUCACAAGCUGAAACACCAACCAAGUUUAAUUGAAGAGCAAAUGACAUAGGACUUGCUUUACACACUCCGCUAUUGAGAGUAUGACAAGACGGAAGGAGAGAGAGACAGAGAGACAGAGAGAGAGAGAGAGAGAGAGAGAGAGAGAGAGAGAGAGAGAGAGAGAGAGAGAACUGCAGGAUUUUUAAGUAUUGUUAACGAGGUUUUUAAUUGACGAAUUCAAGUAGACUUAGGAAGCUUAGAGUUCGUUCAUUUUCGUAACUGCUCAUAUGUAUAAAAACGAAUAACGGAAUAUUACGAAUUUACGCGAAUAUAAAUCCUUAGAGGGAUAUUCUGUACUGCCAAUGAGUGAGAGAAAUGCGAAUGCUCAAGUUGUUGACGAGAUAUUAUAAAUAUGUUAUAGAAUAAGGCGUAAGAGAAAAAAAAACGAAAUAUCGACGAUAGGGUAUAACAGCGACUGAAAUAGGAUUAAAGUUCUGUCGAUAGCGGAGCGCAAGUACUAUGCCAUUUUCGCUUUUCCAUUAAUUUAAUCGAAGAGUGGAAAUACGACGCGGGUUGAAAAGAACCUUUCGUUACGUUUUCUUAAUGAACGUUCCAUUGUACAAAAUUAGAGAUGUUUUCUUCUUCCACUCUUCACCGAUGGUGACCAUAGAGAAUAGAGAAAAUAAUAACGGAAAAACAAUAAUAUUAGCGGUAAAUAGUAGCUAAUGUGUCAGAAGUGCUGCAUUCUGUAGAGAUGUUGAAACAAAUCAUUUACGUGAUCAUUUCCUAACAUAAACAUAAUAAGUUAACUGCAUUUUAUAUAUAUGUUAUCUCUUUCUAGAAAUAUUUAAAGCCACUGUAUUAACAGUCGCACUACUUUUAUACAAAUAUCUUUCAUGAAUCGUUCACCGAUAUCCUCUGAAUAUGAUUUCUCUUUUCUAAACGGAAUAUUUUCUAUUUCGACAGCUCUGUUUUACGAGCUUCUUGCGUAAUUAUAAUUAAUUAGGAGAACAUUGACGAGAAACAAUAAUUGCGAAACCGUUUGUACGUUUGAUAUGAAUACAGCACUUUAAAAAAACAGUAUAUACAUACAUAUAUUAUUAGAAUCUAGUAAUCUAGUCAGUAGCAAGCAAUACCGGCCGCGCACAACUGACAACGACUUUACUAUUCAAAUUUUUCGCCAUUUUUUACCCGACAGGAAACAAUCAAACAUCGCUCAAAAAUCUUUUGAUAAGUGAGACAUAACUGUUAAGUUAGCCUAAUCGCAAACGAAAUCCACUAUCUGCGAACGGACAUCGACGCGAGGUAUUCAUGAAUCUCAGGAAUUGAAAAUCAAUUUCGGCAUUGUUGCGAAUUCUUAUAACACGCCUGUCUUUUCCGAACUCAUAUAUAACUCUUUGGAUUGCGUAAAAGUAGAAAGCCAGUAUCGGGUUUUGGUAGCAAUAAAUUGAUUUCACCUGUCCAUCAAAAUGCAAAACACAACUAUACGACUCCGACGGAAGAUUCUGCGACAAUUACAUGUGAUACUACUUGUUUUGUAUGUAAGCUAUCGUUUUAGAAUAUGUAAUCCGUUUAAAGAUAAAGACUACAAUCCGUUUUGCGGAAGUAAUUAUUUGCUAUCAAGCACUGACUGCCAUACAGACAAUUUGUCGUGAAGAAGAAAAAAAAAUUAAGAAAGAGACCUGAGACAGAGGGUCGCUUAUACGUGUAUACAAUAUAAAAAAUUUCGUUUUUCAUGCUCUUAGCAAAGUGCGCACACAUACUAUCACUUCAACAGUCAUAUACGAUAGUAAGUAGUUACUUUUUGUAAAUUGCAAAAUUGUCGACAUAUGUAUACAUGCGAGUUCUAAAUAAAACAUAUGCAGAUUGAGAUCCAAACUGAUGUGUUUCGAGCAUUCGUAGAAGUUUCCUUUAUUUCGACACGGUACAUAUCCGCGUUAAGAGCUUGUAUUUACAAUAGCGUUAUCGAUUAAAAUGUCUAGCGGAA
Messenger RNA from Temnothorax curvispinosus, 5091 nucleotides. Its product is annotated as serine/threonine-protein kinase MARK1-like. The coding region runs from base 414 to 2576 and encodes 720 amino acids. The transcript has 10 exons. Gene Ontology annotation, cellular component: cytoplasm. Gene Ontology annotation, molecular function: tau-protein kinase activity; ATP binding; protein serine/threonine kinase activity. Lineage: Eukaryota; Metazoa; Arthropoda; Insecta; Hymenoptera; Formicidae. The record is from RefSeq and is a predicted model, not a curated record. Gene Ontology annotation, biological process: microtubule cytoskeleton organization; protein phosphorylation; intracellular signal transduction.